This is a messenger RNA of Girardinichthys multiradiatus, 2006 nucleotides long. RefSeq names its product probable polypeptide N-acetylgalactosaminyltransferase 8. The record is from RefSeq and is a predicted model, not a curated record. Gene Ontology annotation, cellular component: Golgi apparatus. Bases 94 to 1896 code for a protein of 600 amino acids. The transcript has 11 exons. Lineage: Eukaryota; Metazoa; Chordata; Actinopteri; Cyprinodontiformes; Goodeidae.
CCAACCUGGGCUAUAAAGCCUGUUGAGUUGAAGAGUUUCUGCAUGGCUGAGAGAACAGAAUAAUGUUGACGUGAACUUUAAUCCAAAACCACCAUGAAGGUUUAUUUCAGAGUUGGAGUUAUUGGAGCUUUUUUGGUCCUGUUGUACAUAAUUAUAUCCACGACGGAAAGUUGGAGCAAAGAAAAAUCGUAUCUAAAAAGAGCCACAGAUCAGGAGGUUGUGGGCAGAAAACUGGACAGAAUUGAAGACACCCUAAACAAGCUGGCAAAGUUAAUAGAAAAACCUGCCCAGAAGAGCUCCUUUAAAGAACUUCCUUCAAAUGAAAACCAAAAAAAGCCAAAAACGGUGGUACCAAAGUUAUACCCAAACUCCUUCCUGUUUACAAAGUGGGGAGAUGGUCUGUCAGAAGAGGAACAGAAGGAAGCAGAAGCUCUUUUUCAGAUUUAUGGAUACAACGUCUUCCUCAGCAACCAGGUUCCCCUCGAUCGGAAGCUCCCUGACAUGAGAGAUCAAAGAUGUCUGAAGAUGAAUUAUCCCAAAGAUCUUCCCAGCAUCAGCGUGGUGCUAAUCUAUGUAAAUGAGGCUCUUUCUGUCAUUAAGAGGGCAGUACGAAGCAUCAUCACCCACACACCAAAACACCUGCUGAAGGAGAUCAUUCUGGUGGACGAUCAUAGUACUUACAAUGAUCUUGGGAAACCUUUGGAAGACUACAUUGGUGAGGUUCACAAAGAAAUGCCUAGUCUCAUUAAAAGAGUCUGGCACACACGUCAAAUGGGUCUGUCCCAGUCCCGAAUCACAGGCUGGAAGGAGGCAACCGGAGAUGUUGUGGCCAUUUUAGAUGCUCACAUUGAAGCUACACAGGGAUGGGCAGAACCUUUGCUGGCCAGAAUCAAAGCUGACAGGACCAUCGUGGUGUCCCCUGUGUUUGAUAAGGUCCACUUUGAUGAUCUACACAUAGAAAGAUACAUGAUGUUUGCUCAGGGCUUUGACUGGGCUUUGUGGUGCAUGUACGAGUCUUUCAAACCAGACUGGAAUCAGGUGGACGAAUCACAGCCUGGAAAGAGUCCUUCUGUUAUGGGCAUCUUUGCAGCAGACAGGGGUUUUCUUGGAGAAAUUGGUGGACUUGAUGGGGGCAUGACAGUUUAUGGAGGAGAAAAUGUUGAACUCGGGAUUCGUGUGUGGCUGUGUGGAGGAAGUGUGGAGGUUGUGCCUUGUUCCAGGAUAGCUCACAUCGAGAGAGCACACAAACCAUAUUCACCUGAUCUCAACCCAUCCAUGAAGAGAAAUGCCUUAAGAGUUGCAGAUAUUUGGUUGGAUGAAUACAAGAAAAAUGUGUUUAUUGCCUGGAACGUUCCUCUUAAGGACCAUGGAAUUAAUAUCGGCGAUGUGUCUGGGAGGAAAACCCUCAGAGAGAACCUGAAAUGUAAACCUUUCAGCUGGUACCUCGAGAACGUCUACAAGAGUCUGGAAAGAUGGGAUAACAUUUUGGGAUACGGUGUACUGCAGAACAGCCUCUUUAAGAAGCUCUGUGUGGAUCAGGGCACGACUCCUGGAAACAUCCCAAUAUUGUACGAGUGCCACUUCCAAGAACCACAGCGAUGUUACUACAACACAGAAAGUGAAAUCAUCAUAGGGAGCAUGAGAUCUCACAAAUACAGCAGUAACCGCUGCCUGGUGGAUCCAGGCUCUGGAAGCAUUCCCACUCUGCAUGACUGCAAGAUGGCAAAGCAAAACCAGUUACACAUGCACUGGGACUUCAGACAAGAACGAGAAAUUAGGAACAAAGCUACAAACAGAUGCCUUGAGAUCGCCCAGGGAGAAAUCUUUUAUCAGCUUAUCAUUCAGCAGUGCAGUGGGCAGAGUUGGACCAUCCAGCACCUCAUCACAACCUUCUAGCUUUACAGACACAAUUUAUCUGGCUGAUAAAGUAAAACUACAGCUUAUGCUCAUUUUUCACCUUAUGAUAAAUGUUUUAUAUGUUAAUGAAAUAAAUUACAUUAACAUAA